Bolinopsis microptera is the source of this 3189-nucleotide messenger RNA. RefSeq names its product potassium voltage-gated channel subfamily A member 2-like. Gene Ontology annotation, cellular component: voltage-gated potassium channel complex; membrane. The record is from RefSeq and is a predicted model, not a curated record. NCBI's taxonomy places the organism in Eukaryota, Metazoa, Ctenophora, Tentaculata, Lobata, Bolinopsidae. Gene Ontology annotation, biological process: protein homooligomerization; potassium ion transmembrane transport. The coding region runs from base 194 to 1396 and encodes 400 amino acids. Gene Ontology annotation, molecular function: voltage-gated potassium channel activity; protein binding. The transcript has 3 exons.
GUUUUACGGAUAAGAUUAUCAGUUUGAUAAACUGUUUAUUAAGACUGUGAUUAGCUUCUUCUGACUCUUAAAUAUACCGCAAAUUAGAUUUGUUCAGAGAGAUUUGUCUUUCUACUAAUGUCCUUGUUUAUUGCUUACCGUUGACGGUCGAUAUACUGCAGUAUAGGUUAAAGGUUGAGAGAAUAGCGAGACCAUGUGUGGAUGUAAAUCCUGCUGGAUACAAAACUCGGAUAAAGAGUACGAUCCGGAAAAGAACGAUGAAGUGAAAGAGCAGUGCGUUCCUGAUGAUGAUCUGGUGAACAUCAACGUAUCAGGCACGAUGUAUAUCACCAGUUACACUUGUCUCAAUAUGUUCCCAAACACACUUCUCGGUAACGAGGAGCGCCGCAAACAGUACUACUCCGAGAAACUGGGUGCCUACUUCUUCAACAGACACAAACCGUGCUUCGAUUCCAUACUUCACUACUAUCAAACUGGAAAGGAAGCGCCACCGUUAAACGUUGAUCCGGACGUGUAUGCAAAAGAGAAGGAGUUUUUUGGUAUAAAGAAAAAACGUGAAGUGGCAGUGUUCAUCCCCGAGGGAGGUGGGUCAGAUGGGAUAGAUUGUGUUAAUUCUUGCAGGAUGAAGGUUCACAAUUUCUUACAAGACCCAAGAUCGUCCUCCUUAGCUGCUGUUUGGCAUGGUUUUGAUAUACUUUUCAUCUGUAUAUCUAUAGCAUUUAUGGUUCUUGAAAGUGAAAAGACGUAUGAAGAUCAUUUCACGAACAAGAAAAAAACGUCUUCCUACUACAAACCUCUGUUUGUCGUUAACUGCAUAAUCAUGGGAUUCUUCACCACUGACUUUAUGGUCCGGCUUGUAACCUGGCCGAGCCUCCUGGACUUCUGGAAAAAUCUGUUCAACGUGUUGGACAUUCUAUCUAUUCUGCCUUUUUAUGUCAAUUUAAUGGUGGAUGACAAUACCGAUAGCGACAUAGCGGGUGAGGAUAAUAAGCAGCACUACGUCGUUCUGAGGGUCUGCCGAAUCUUCAGGAUCGUGCGAAUAUUCAAGUUUGUAAGACACUCCCGAGAUCUUUUAAUCAUCAUGAAGGCUGUGAGCAACGCCAAACGGGAGCUUAUUCUUCUUAUGUGCUUGCUCUUUAUUUUUGUCAUCACAUUCGGAAGUAUUAUGUACUACAUCGAGGCUACCGCCAACCCAGAUUUUGAUUCCAUUAUGAAGAGUUGUUGGUGGGUGAUUGUUACCAUUACGACCGUGGGAUAUGGUGACAUGUAUCCAUUGAGUGUAGGUGGUAAGCUCUUCGGUGGAUUCGUCCUCACCCUCGGAAUCGUCUUCCUGGCCCUGCCGAUGACCAUCAUUGUAUCCAAAUUUAGUUUUGUUUACGAGAGGGAAAAGAUGUAAACGGUUAAAAUGUGUUUAACUGCACGAACAGCAUAUCUAUUACACGCAAUGGAGGAAUAGCCAUGUCACACGACAGAUUAGGAAGACAAGUCAGAUGUAAAAGAGCCUUGAAACGAGAAGGAAACACUUGUCUCCAAGGACAGAUCCGUAUUGUGACUUAACAGAGGUGACAAUAAUCCAGGUUAAUUAAUUAUAUGGAUCGAAGUGUUACAGUUUCAGCAAAGCUCAUAUAUAUCAACUGUGAUAUACAAAAAAAUAUUUUUCUAAAUAGAAUUUUGCAAUUUUUUAUUCGUGCAUUGAUGUCCGCAAUUCUGAAAACAAACGUGAAAUUUUGACGCUCUAAUUUAGGGAAUAUUUGCGGAAGAAAUUUUUUGCUGCGUUUAGACAAUUGGACUAAAUGUUACGUGCUAAGUUCUUAUUUAUAAUUAGUUCGAAGGAAAGGCAGAGCAACCACGUAUUUUGACGCUCAAAUAGUAAUGUCUUGUACUUGUAGUUGUGCAGGUUAUUAAUAUUAUUGCAAUAAAAAUGCAUCUUUGACUUUACUACAUUCACUCGCCACAGGGAUUAAGUGAUGAAUUCUUUAGAUUUUCUUACACUCCCUCGGAAUAUGUUUUUAUGUUUUACUCAGUCUGUUAAACGUGGUAUAAACCUAAUUAUAGUACAAUGAAAAAACACGCGCAUGUGCGAGUGAUCCUUUUGCUGCUAGGUGAGUGGCGAUCAGUGCACGUGCAUUAUAAUGUUUAUAAAUAUAAUUGUAUUGUAAUUAUGUUUAUAAAUAUAAUUGUAUUGUAAUUAUGUUUAUAAAUAUAAUUGUAUUGUAAUUAUGUUUAUACUACUAUAAGGUAGUUGGCACUACUUCAGGCUAAAUGGAAUAAUAUGUCACAUGUAUUGUUGAUAUUGGGUGCAAUGACAGGUCACACGUAGUGAGAACGUCACUGUCAUUAGUUGACUAUAGUUUUUACACGUUUUUUCCAAUUUGUUUCCAAGUGAUAACUAUUUCUUGGAUUGGCACUUAUGUAUUCCGAUGCGAAUCUUUUUUAAUUGAUUCGGGAUUUCAACAGUAUUAUCGUGCUUCUGAAAAUUACGAUGGUUGACUUUGAGUCUUGAAUGUAAAUUAUUUCUGUUUGAAUCUAAGUAUUAAAGUAUUAAGAAUCUAUUAAGUCGUAUUUUUUUUAAAAGUUAAAAAUAUUUGGUAUUCAUAAAUACCAAAUUUAGAGUUUUCUUUUACAUUUUAUGAAUAGCAACUACCUUUUGCUAAUAGUAAUGGCUAAUUCUAAGUUAUUGCUAGGUAGUUGCUAAUUUUGAUAUAUCUCCGGUUGUAAUGAUCCCAAAAGGUUCCGGUUUAUCUUUUGGCGAGGAAAAACUUUCUCUUCAACAACAUUUUUAUAAAAUUAUUGUUUAAUUGGAUAAUUAGCUAAUUGGUGGAUAAAAAAUCAAAAAAUAAUUGAUGCCAAAAAUUAUUGAAGUGACGUGAAACGUGAAAAAAAGGUGAUUUAUAGAAACACAUGAAAAAAUGUUUGCUAGGCAAUGCUUAGAAAAAAAUUAUUCCUCGCCGGAAGAUAUUAAUUGCUAAGGGAAAGUAGUUGGUAUUCAUAAAAAGAAUUGGAAUUUGGUAUUGAUGUCAAUUGCCAAAUUUAACUUUUUAUGAAUACGGCUUAUUAUGUAUUAGAUUUUUAAUCUACAUAGCAAAUGAUAUACGCUUGCUUUGCGCUUUUCUUUAUAGGUUCUUACAGUUACAAUAUAUCACAAUGCUGUUCAAGGAUUCACAUUUUAUUACUUUUACAACAUUAUAA